Ficedula albicollis (Collared flycatcher) is the source of this 1945-nucleotide messenger RNA. It is a transcript of the gene KAT7, whose product is annotated as lysine acetyltransferase 7. Gene Ontology annotation, molecular function: zinc ion binding; histone acetyltransferase activity. Lineage: Eukaryota; Metazoa; Chordata; Aves; Passeriformes; Muscicapidae. Gene Ontology annotation, cellular component: nucleus. The record is from RefSeq and is a predicted model, not a curated record. The transcript is spliced from 15 exons. Bases 39 to 1868 code for a protein of 609 amino acids. Gene Ontology annotation, biological process: regulation of DNA-templated transcription.
GCAAAUUACGCACGAGCCUGGUACGCGGGAAAACAAAAAUGAAGCUCAGGAACGCGGGCAGCAGCUCGGACGGGACGGAGGACUCGGAUUUCUCCACGGAUCCCGAGCACACGGACAGCUCGGAGAGCGACGGCGCGUCCCGCCGGUCCGCCCGCGUCACCCGCUCCUCGGCGCGCCUCAGCCAGAGCUCCCAGGACUCCAGCCCGGUGCGCACGGCGCCGUCGCUGGGCCCGGACGAGCCCGUGUACUCCACACGGAGGGUGACCCGCAGCCAGCAGCAGCCGGCUCCUGUCACCCCCAAAAAGUACCCGCUGCGCCAGACCCGCUCCUCGGGCUCCGAGACCGAGCAGGCCGUGGACUUCUCGGACAGAGACACCAAAGCCGCCGCCGAGCAGGACGAGUCCCCCCCGCGCACGCCCACGGGCAACGCGCCCUCCUCCGAGUCCGACAUCGACAUCUCCAGCCCCAGCGCCUCCCACGACGAGAGCCUGGCCAAGGACCCCUCCCUCAAGGACUCGGGCAGCGACCUGUCCCACCGGCCCAAGCGCCGCCGCUUCCACGAGAGCUACAACUUCAACAUGAAGUGUCCCACGCCGGGCUGCAACUCCCUGGGACACCUGACCGGGAAGCACGAGCGCCACUUCUCCAUCUCGGGCUGCCCCCUGUACCACAACCUCUCAGCAGACGAGUGCAAGGUGCGAGCCCAGAGCCGGGACAAGCAGAUUGAGGAGAGGAUGUUGGCCCACAGGCAGGAUGACAACAACAGGCACGCCACCAGGCACCAGGCCCCCACAGAGAGGCAGCUGCGCUACAAAGAGAAGGUGGCUGAGCUCAGGAAGAAGAGGAACUCUGGGCUGAGCAAGGAGCAGAAGGAGAAAUACAUGGAGCACAGGCAAACCUAUGGCAACACCAGGGAGCCUCUGCUGGAGAACCUGACCAGCGAGUACGACCUGGAGCUGUUCAGGAGGGCCCAGGCACGCGCCUCUGAGGACCUGGAGAAGCUGAGGCUGCAGGGGCAGAUCACCGAGGGCAGUAACAUGAUCAAGACGAUCGCCUUCGGGCGCUACGAGCUGGACACGUGGUACCACUCGCCCUACCCCGAGGAGUACGCGCGCCUCGGCCGCCUCUACAUGUGCGAGUUCUGCCUCAAGUACAUGAAGAGCCAGACCAUCCUGCGCAGGCACAUGGCCAAGUGUGUCUGGAAACACCCCCCAGGGGACGAGAUCUACCGCAAGGGCUCCAUCUCUGUCUUCGAGGUGGACGGCAAGAAGAACAAGAUUUACUGUCAGAACCUGUGUCUGCUGGCAAAGCUUUUCCUGGACCACAAAACUCUUUAUUAUGACGUGGAGCCCUUCCUGUUCUAUGUCAUGACAGAGGCUGACAACACUGGCUGCCACCUGAUUGGGUAUUUCUCCAAGGAGAAGAAUUCCUUCCUCAACUACAACGUGUCCUGCAUCCUGACCAUGCCCCAGUACAUGAGACAAGGCUAUGGCAAAAUGCUCAUUGACUUCAGUUAUUUGCUGUCUAAAGUAGAAGAAAAAGUUGGUUCCCCAGAGCGUCCCCUGUCUGACCUGGGGCUGAUCAGCUACAGGAGCUACUGGAAGGAAGUUCUGCUGCGGUACCUGCACAACUUCCAGGGCAAGGAGAUCUCCAUCAAAGAGAUCAGCCAGGAGACGGCCGUGAACCCCGUGGACAUCGUCAGCACGCUGCAGGCCCUGCAGAUGCUCAAGUACUGGAAGGGCAAACACCUGGUCCUCAAGAGACAGGACCUGAUCGACGAGUGGAUCGCCAAGGAGGCCAAGAGGUCCAACAGCAACAAGACCAUGGACCCCAGCUGCCUCAAGUGGAGCCCUCCCAAGGGCACCUAGGUGUCCCCAGCAGUGUCCCCAGAGGAGGAGCCCCGUGUCGUGCUGCAGUGUCCCCAGGGCAGGUCACAGGUCGCCCC